ACUACACUUCCCAGAAUUACCGAGGUUCUCCCCCCAACUCUCGCGAUAGAUCUGAUUUUUCUUUUUUCUUUUUUUUUUGAGGCGUGAAGGGAUGAUCUCCCAUACGAGGCUACUGUACAUCAGUGAGUAGUUGAACUUGAAGCUCUGGACAAUAUGGCUGAGCCAAUUAGAGUUCUGGUGACUGGCGCUGCAGGGCAGAUUGCCUACUCGCUGUUGUUCAGCAUUGCCAAAGGAGAUGUCUUUGGUAAAGAUCAGCCAAUCACUCUGCUCCUCCUGGAUAUUCCACCCAUGAUGACUGUCCUGGGGGGUGUUGUCAUGGAAUUGCAGGACUGCGCCCUCCCUCUUUUGAGAGAAAUCGUGGCCAGCGACGAAGUGAAAGUGGCCUUCAAGGACCUGGACGCCGCCAUCUUGGUAGGCUCAAUGCCCAGGAAGGAGGGCAUGCAGAGGAAAGACCUGCUCAAAGCCAACGUGGCCAUCUUCCAGACUCAGGGAGCAGCCCUGGACAAGUACGCCAAGAAGACCGUCAAGGUUCUGGUGGUCGGAAACCCAGCAAACACCACCUGUCUGAUUACAAUGAAAUCUGCUCCCUCCAUUCCCAAGGAGAACUUCUCAUGCCUCACCCGCCUUGACCAUAACAGGGCCCGGUCACAGGUUGCGAUGCGCUGCGGCGUCCCUGCCACCCACGUCAAGAACGUGAUCAUCUGGGGCAACCACUCGUUCACACUGUACCCGGACGUGCACCACUGCAAGGUUAACAUGUUCGGCAACGAAGUGGACUGCUUCGACGCCGUCAAGGACGAGGCCUGGCUGAAAGGGGAUUUCAUCACUACGGUGCAGCAGAGAGGCGCUGCUAUCAUCCAGACCAGAAAGCUGUCCAGCGCCAUGUCUGCAGCCAAGGCCAUCUGUGACCACAUGAGGGACAUCUGGUUCGGCACCCCGGAGGGUGAGUUCAUUUCCAUGGGUGUGUACUCUACGGGCAACACAUACAAAGUCCCAGAUGACCUCAUCUACUCCUUCCCUGUCCAAAUCAAGAACAAGACCUGGAAAAUAGUGGAGGGACUGGCCAUCAACGACUUCUCCAAGGCCAAGAUGGAGGCCACAGCCACAGAGCUGAUAAAUGAGAGGAACACAGCUAUGGAGUUCCUGGCCAAGUGACUACGUUUAGAUGCUCGCCUGUGACAAAACACUCCCUUCACUGUCAUUAUGUUCCUCUUUUGCGUGUGCAUAUGAAGGAGAUGUAGUGUGUUUUCUUGCUACUUUGGGAGGGGUAAGCGGACGCUUUGGUACUAAAAUGGAUCCCAAUUGCACUUGGCUGGCUUAGUUGCUGCUCUGCAGAUGUGCACUCUUUAAAUGUUACAAACACAACAGCUUCACUUUUGGUUUGGUUUCUUUGACUUUCAGGUUCUAUCAGCCAUUAGAUGACAUCUCACUUUGAAUGUGGCAUGUUGAAAUGUAGCCUACAAAACAUGAGGUCAUGUGAUUCAUGCUGCAAAAAGCAAAGCCCUGUGAAGGAUAUGAUUUAUGGUCUACUAUGGGGGUCAUGUUUUCCAUCUCUCCUGCUCCAAAACACCUGAUUCAAAUGGUCACAUGUUUUCCAGCUUCUGUAGACCUUGCUGAUCAUCUGAGCUGUGGCCGAUAGCAGCUCUUGGAUGAAUGUGAAUUAUGUUACCGCCUGCGGGUAUAGUGCAAAAUAAAGAGCUUCUGCAAUAGUGCCAUCCUUUAAAUACAAA
Molecule: messenger RNA, 1730 nt
Organism: Hippocampus zosterae (dwarf seahorse)
Lineage: Eukaryota; Metazoa; Chordata; Actinopteri; Syngnathiformes; Syngnathidae
Product: malate dehydrogenase, cytoplasmic-like
Exons: 9
Coding region: 154-1155 (333 amino acids)
Biological process (GO): oxaloacetate metabolic process; tricarboxylic acid cycle; malate metabolic process
Cellular component (GO): cytosol; mitochondrion
Molecular function (GO): L-malate dehydrogenase (NAD+) activity
Source: RefSeq, a predicted model, not a curated record